AAGGGUUGUUUCUGUCUAAAUGUCGUCCGACUUGGACCUGUGGAAAGGGCUUGCCAUCGCAAUCAACGUCGUCGUAUGUUUCAUCGGCAUUCUCCUGUCACGGUGGAUAUCCCAAACAAAGCUGUAUGAGAUAAGCUGCGCGUUGGUAGCAGGAGUACUACUCGCCACUGGCCUUGUCCAUCUAUUGUCGGAUUCUGUUGAGAGCUUGGCCAAUUUAACAGAGUUAAUGAACGGUUACCCUUUCCCUUACAUGCUUUGUGGUAUAAUGUUCAUAAUACUAUUGAUGAUCGAACAGUCUGUCGAUGUCUACCAGGUCAAGCGGAAAGAAGAGUCCCCUAAGCUCUUCAAGGGUGAUGCGAGUCAUACACACCCUCAUGAUAUCGAGUCUCAGUCAUCGCAGAUCUCCACAUCAUCUCAACUUACUUCUGCUGAUGACGAUGCCUCCAAAGAUAUGCAUCACCACGAUGUGAACAUGUCCGAAGCCUCGGCAAUAUUCAUAUUCCUAGCUCUAUCGGUACACUCUAUAUUCGAAGGUCUCUCAUUGGGUGCAAGUAACAAUGCAUCACAGAUAGCCUCGACCCUUAUUGCUAUAGCAAUUCACAAGGGUCUGGCUGCCUAUGCAUUGGGCGCAUCUUUCAUUGAAGCCAAGGUCUCCAAGUGGCGAAUGGUCAUCUUUAGUGUUAUCUUUGCAUUUAUGACCCCAGCCGGCAUUGCCAUAGGUUGGGGUCUUGAGGCUGCUGAAAGCGAUACAGGUAAGGUAUUGAGCGGUGUCUGUAGCGCCUUGGCAGCUGGCACGUUCCUUUACGUUGGUGCUCUUGAGUUCGUUCCUAUGUCAUUCAAACCGGGUUCCUCAUAUAUCAUCUGGAAGUUCGUGGCGUUACUAGUCGGUUAUGGUGCAAUGAGUGCCUUGGCCAUAUGGACAUGACCGUUGUCACCAUUUGCAGUCGCCGUGACAACGCCACGAUGACACUAUCUGCUUCAGUUCCUGAGUUAUCGAGAUACUAUGUUGAUGACUAUUCCUUGUGUCUUUGAAGGAUGUGUUUGUUUGCUUCAAUAUCUAACCCAUCGGUCUAUUUUUCGUCUAUAUGU
Messenger RNA from Perkinsus marinus ATCC 50983, 1089 nucleotides. Its product is annotated as zinc transport protein, putative. Gene Ontology annotation, molecular function: zinc ion transmembrane transporter activity. Gene Ontology annotation, biological process: zinc ion transmembrane transport. Gene Ontology annotation, cellular component: membrane. The record is from RefSeq and is a predicted model, not a curated record. The transcript has 3 exons. The coding region runs from base 20 to 925 and encodes 301 amino acids. NCBI's taxonomy places the organism in Eukaryota, Perkinsozoa, Perkinsida, Perkinsidae.